AUGGCUGUGCAAGAAAUAAAUGAAAGUCUUGAAUUUAAUUUUUUUGAGAGAAGUGUAAAAUCUGAAAAGAAACUAACAAUUAUAACUCAAGGUUUUGAAGAUGUAAUACGUGUUAGAGGAACUCAAUUAGUUAACAAUAAACAAAAUAACAAUAAAGAACAUAUAUCUUUUGCUUUUUUGGAAAAGCAAGGAAAACCAGAUGAAGCAGAUCAAUGUAUAGACUGUAUGCUUGUAGUGAAAGAAAAAGAUGUAUGCAAAAAUUGUGAAAAAUUAAGAAAAACAAUGCAACAGAUUUGCCAAAGAUUGUUAAUUAUGAAUUCUACAAAAACUGUACAUGCAUCUAAAGAUAUUCUUAUAGAAAAAGUUAAAAAACAACAAAGACUUAUUAAAAUGCAAAAUGAAAUAAUUUUGAAUAUGAAAAAAUAUUUACAACAAAAAAUAAAGUUAGAGGAAGUAGAGAUAUCAGAUGAAAUGGCAAAUGUUGUUUAUAUUGUAGCUAACAAUGUUGCUAGAUGGCAAGAUAAAAUUACUUAUCGGAUAUUAGAAAAUUUAACAAUUAAUAAUAUUUGGGAAUAUGGUCAGGUAGGAUUUUUUUCACAUGAUUCUUUUAAAAUUCAAAAAGGUCUUUUAUGGAAUCAAUGUAAAAAUUGUUAUGUUGGUUAUUUGGAUUUUGAAAAUGAAAUACAAGACUAUGAGGCAUUUGCUCUACAAUGUAAACUUGAAAUAAAAUCAACAAAUUCUUUACCUAAUUUAUCUAUAUCAAGUGAACAAAAAUAUGAUCUUGCAACUCAAGUUCAUCAAAUUGUUUGGCAUUCAAUAACAUAUAAUUUUUCAUAUCCUAUAUCUUAUUAUGAAAUUAAUAAUAUGAAAGCAUACAAUUUAAAUACAUUAAUUUUUAGUCUUGCAGCAAAGUUAGAAUGUAUAGGUAUUCAUAUAAUUGCAUUAAUUUGUGAUGGAGCAGAAGGAAAUAGAAUUCACAUUAAAAGUUUUGAUUGA
Rhizophagus irregularis DAOM 181602=DAOM 197198 is the source of this 996-nucleotide messenger RNA. RefSeq lists its product as uncharacterized. The record is from RefSeq and is a predicted model, not a curated record. NCBI's taxonomy places the organism in Eukaryota, Fungi, Glomeromycota, Glomeromycetes, Glomerales, Glomeraceae.